Cynara cardunculus var. scolymus (artichoke) is the source of this 2781-nucleotide messenger RNA. Its product is annotated as probable auxin efflux carrier component 8. Gene Ontology annotation, molecular function: auxin efflux transmembrane transporter activity. The transcript has 5 exons. The record is from RefSeq and is a predicted model, not a curated record. The coding region runs from base 642 to 1793 and encodes 383 amino acids. Gene Ontology annotation, cellular component: endoplasmic reticulum; plasma membrane. NCBI's taxonomy places the organism in Eukaryota, Viridiplantae, Streptophyta, Magnoliopsida, Asterales, Asteraceae. Gene Ontology annotation, biological process: auxin polar transport; auxin export across the plasma membrane.
ACAUCUGAAAAGAAAGAUCAGAAAAGUAAUUCCUAAUCAGACAAACAGAGGAAUUAUAUAUUAGUAUUAGCAAGAUAUCCUUUUCAAGUUAACCCAGGUGCCACAUAAAGGUUAUGUUAUAAUCAUAUUUAUACAUGAAUUCAGAACACCGAAAGCCGUAAACUUGAUGCUUACAUGUGACAUAUGGCCAAUCUAUAAAGAUAACCCUACUGAACUAGAUUUUAAAAUGACACAGUAGUCCCCACUUGUGCCAAAAAGAAUCAUAAACUAAUGGGCAAACUGCACGACCAUAAACAGGAAUCAAACUUUUGACUAACUGCAUUACUAGCUAAUCCCAACUUUAAAUGAAUAUAGAAGUCUUUAGUUGAUGUAUGUAGAGCCAUACCCAUUUAAAAGAUUGGUUGCCUUUAUGAUUCUUUUGACUAUAUCAUAGAGAAAGACAACAUUUUGCAUUAUUUAGCGGAAGCCUGUUCUGGGUAUAGGCUGAAUGAACAAACAAGAAAGCUUCUCUUGGAAGAUGCAAUACUACCUUUUCUUGAUUAUGAUUAAACAAGGCAACCAAGAAAGCAUAAAGAUCCCCCUCACGGAUGGUUAUAUCAUAAACAAUUGUAAAAUCUAACAACAACCCGAGAUUACCAACUAUGAUUUCCCUAAAUGAUGCUUAUCAUAUUCUGGCAGCUACAAUUCCGUUGUAUGUUGCCAUGAUCUUGGCUUACAUUUCUGUAAAAUGGUUGAAGCUCUUCAAUCCAGACCAAUGCUCGGGCAUAAACAAAUUCGUGGCUAAAUUUUCAAUUCCUUUGUUAUCCUUCCAAGUAAUUUCUAAAAGCAAUCCCUACAAAAUGAACCUCAAGCUAAUUUAUGCGGAUGUUCUUCAGAAAGUCAUUGUGUUAGUGGGGGCAGCUAUAAUCACUAAAGUUCGAUCCAAUGGACACCUAAACUGGAUCAUAACAGGUUUUUCUCUGUCAACAUUACCCAACACUUUGAUCCUGGGGAUCCCACUAUUAAAGUCGAUGUAUGGAGAUGAAGCAGAUGUGCUUCUUGCGCAGAUAAUUGCACUACAGAGCCUAAUUUGGUACAACUUAUUAUUGUUUCUGUUUGAGCUCUCAAAUGCAAGAGAUGCUCACAUGAUACAAUUGUCAGCAGCCACAGGGGAUUCAGAAGCCCGGCAAGAAGCACAAGGAAUAGACAAAAGGGAGGAAACAAAUUCCAGAACUCUCAGAAGAACAAAAAUAAUGCUGCUUCUGUUAACUGUUGGGAAGAAGCUUCUAAUGAAUCCAAAUUCAUAUGCAACCAUAGCAGGCCUUGCAUGGGCAAGCAUUAGCUUCAGGUGCAACAUAAAAUUGCCAAAGGUUGUUGAAAAUUCAAUAUCUAUAUUAUCCGAUGGAGGACUUGGAAUGGCAAUGUUCAGCCUAGGUCUGUUCAUGGCAUCACAGGCAAACAUAGUAGCAUGUGGUAAACGAUUGGCGUUAUUGGCCAUGGUCUUAAAGUUCAUUGUUGGGCCUGUAAUGGUGGUGCCCUCCAUUGUUUUUGGAUUAAAGGGUGUACCAUUCAAAAUUGCAGUUAUACAGGUAUUACCAUGCUUUUAUUAUUAUUGUUAUUAUACCAACAAUAUAAAUAUUAACAGACUAAUAAAUUACUAUUUGGUCCAGGCAGCUCUUCCACAAGGAAUUGUCCCUUUCGUAUUUGCCAACGAGUAUAAUGUUCACCCAGAUAUAUUGAGCACCGGGAUAACAGUUGGCUUACUAGUCGCAUUGCCCAUUGCACUGGUCUACUACUUAUUGCUGGGAUUGUAGGCAAUGCACAGAAGACAAUAAGUGAAAGAAAGUUGUGCAUUUUGCUUGUGAAAUUCUUUUAACACCCUAACAGAAAGUGUUUGGCAUGUGUGAAUGAUAGCCAAAUAGAACCAGAUGGGAGACUUCGAUACAAGCUAGGGUAUCGUACAUAGAUGAUCAAAUAUGAGACUGGAUUAGUUCAAGCAAAUGAUCGAACAACUAGGUGGCAUACCAAGAUCUUCAAGCCUGUGCAAUAAGAACAUAUCAGCAUGGCAUCCUCAUUAUUCUAGGAACCUUCAUUUGUAUGUAAACUCCUUUUUUAGUAGACACAGGUAAGUUGUAAAUAACAAAUCUGUUAAGUUCAAUCUUUUGUGCUAAUGAUCCAUAGAUUUGCAAUAUGAUAUUGAAAUUUCAUGCCAUCUCCAUACACCAAUCUACAAGUCAGUUGUUGGAUUAACUUGGUAUAUGAACCUAUUCUGAAUAUGCUAGCAAUCAUGUUGAGUGGUUUAUAUUUGAUCUGUGGAAAACAACGACAAAAGCAACUUGUUCUGAAGGAAUGAAGAUGAAUACUAGAUUAAAUUUAUCUGGAAUCCAUACCAUUUCUUAGAUGAAUGCACUUGUAAACAGAAACAAGAUAAGAGAACCCUGUUCCUCAAAAAAAGCCCAUGUUUGGCUGUUGAGUGUCAAACUUUUCUUAGCACUUAGCAGACAAGAUCGAACAAAGAAAGAAACACACUACCAUCUAGUGACGGAUCAACACCAAAAACCAUUUGGUGUAAGAGAUUCCAUAUGUAAAAUUAGAUACAUAUUCACGUUAAAAUUAAGUGGAAAAUUAGGCAUUAUGCCUUCAACCAUAAUUCCAACAAAAUAGAUACAAAAGUAGCUUUACGAAUCGUAUCUUCUUCUCGAUGUUCAAGAACAAUCAGAAAACGUCUUGCACAAUAUAUAUUCAAUUCAAUGGCCAAAAUUGCGGUCUUAAAAUAGAAAAUUGACGGUUCAAUUGAUUAUU